This is a messenger RNA of Ceratosolen solmsi marchali, 3010 nucleotides long. RefSeq names its product cytosolic 10-formyltetrahydrofolate dehydrogenase. Lineage: Eukaryota; Metazoa; Arthropoda; Insecta; Hymenoptera; Agaonidae. Gene Ontology annotation, molecular function: oxidoreductase activity, acting on the aldehyde or oxo group of donors, NAD or NADP as acceptor; formyltetrahydrofolate dehydrogenase activity. The record is from RefSeq and is a predicted model, not a curated record. Gene Ontology annotation, cellular component: cytoplasm. Gene Ontology annotation, biological process: one-carbon metabolic process; biosynthetic process; 10-formyltetrahydrofolate catabolic process.
UACUUUCGUAUAUUGGUCGGGGAGGUGAUAUAAGGAGGACGGACUGUCGCAUAAGAUCAGGGAACAAUGAAAAAGUUAAAAAUUGCUAUAAUCGGCCAGAACAACUUCGCUGCGGAGGUCUACAGAACACUGAAGAGGGAUGGUCAUGAAAUAACUGGAGUUUUCACCGUACCAGAUAAAUCGGACCGAGAAGACAUACUCGCGAUAACGGCAAAGACCGAUGGGACUCCGGUCUUUAAGAUCAAAACAUGGCGCUCCAAGGGUGCGAGUCUUCCAAGCGUCCUCGAGCUUUACCGGAGCAUCGAGGUUGAUCUCAACGUCCUGCCCUUUUGCACGCAGUUCAUACCCAUCGAGGUGAUCAACCAGCCCAAGUAUCGGAGCAUAUGUUACCAUCCGUCGCUGUUGCCAAGACAUCGAGGUGCCAGCGCCAUUAGUUGGACGCUGAUAGAGGGCGACGAGGUUGCCGGCAUCUCGAUAUUCUGGGCGGACGAGGGACUGGACACGGGUCCGAUCCUCCUGCAGCAAAGCUGUCCCGUAGAUCCGGACGACACCCUCGAUUCGCUCUACAAGAGAUUCAUGUACCCCGAGGGCAUUAAGGCGAUGGCAGAGGCCGUGAGGCUCGUCGCCAAGGGCUUGGCGCCCAUCCAGCCGCAGACCGAGGAUGGCGCCACCUACGAGCCGAUGCUCAGCAAAAAGGAGCUGCAGAGGCUCGUGUGGGAGGGCAAGGACGCCAAGCGGGCGCACAACUUUAUUCGCGCUCUGGACUCGACACCCGGGGCCUGGACGCUCCUCGAUGGCAUCGAGACGAGGCUCUACGGCAGUAGCCUUUGGCCAGCAGGAUGUAAUGCAGUCGAGGGAGACCAUGUGAACGUCGACGGUCGACGGGCAGGAUUAUUGAUAAUGGCCGAAGACGGAGCCUAUUUGAAUGUUAAAGUACUGAAGAUCGAUGGAAGGACGAUAAAUGCUAGUAGCUACGGCAAGUCAACGAGCGAAGACAAGAAGAUCGAAUUUACGGAACAGGAGCGUCUCGAUAUCGAAAAUAUACGGAAGAUUUGGGAGAGCAUCUUGGGCAUGGAAGUUAACGACGACGUUGACUUCUUUGCUUUCGGAGCGAGCAGCAUGGACGUGGUGCGGCUGGUCGAAGAACUGAAGGACAGCCUCGACAUUCAUCUACAAAACACGGAUGUGUUCAUGGCACCGGUGUUCAGCGAGCUGGCGACGGCGGCGAUACUGGCGAGGCGCGGGUCCAGCGCCAACCAGGAGCUCGACUUCGAGGCGGUGGUGAUGCAGGCCAAUGGGAUGGAGCUGCGCUUCCCCCGGCAGCUCUUCAUCGGGGGUCGUUUCGUCAACGGCUCGGGCGAGCCCAUUGAUACUAUCAAUCCCCACGACGAGAGCGUCCUCUGUUCGGUCGAGAGCGCCUCGACGGAGGACGUUGACCGGGCCGUUAAAGCGGCAAAGGUCGCGUUCGAGGAGGGCGAGUGGAGCAAAAUAAGUGCUCGGGAGCGGGGCACUCUUCUUUUCAAGCUGGCGGACCUGAUGGAGCAGCAUAAAGAGGAGUUGGCGACCCUGGAGAGCCUCGACUCAGGCGCGGUGUACACCCUCGCGCUGAAGACCCACGUGGGUAUGUCGAUCGAGACCUGGCGCUACUUUGCCGGCUGGUGCGACAAGAUCCAGGGGACGACGGUGCCGAUAUCGCACGCGCGGCCCAAUCGUAACCUCACGAUCACGAGGCGGGAACCGCUCGGCGUCUGCGGCCUCGUCACACCCUGGAACUACCCGCUGAUGAUGCUCUCGUGGAAGAUGGCCGCAUGCCUCGCCGCAGGUAACACGGUCGUCAUGAAGCCCGCCCAGACGUCGCCCCUUACCGCUUUGAAGUUCGCCGAGCUCUCGGCCAAGGCCGGCAUCCCACCAGGUGUGAUCAACAUUGUGCCAGGAACAGGACCAAUUGCCGGGAACGCGAUCGCCCAUCAUCCAUUAGUGAGAAAGCUCGGCUUUACCGGAUCGACGAACGUCGGCCAAGUGAUUAUGAAAUCAUGCGCUGAAAGUAACUUGAAGAAAGUCUCAUUGGAGCUCGGCGGAAAAAGUCCGUUGGUUAUAUUCGAAGAUGCCGACAUGCAACAAGCCGUGAGACUCGCGAUGAGCAGCGUUUUCUUUAAUAAGGGCGAAAAUUGUAUCGCUGCUGGUCGCAUCUUCGUCGAGGAGCGCAUUGAAAAAGAAUUUCUGGAGCGCGUAGUGACUGAGACUAAGAAGCUGACGAUCGGCGAUCCACUUAACCGCUCCACCAACCAUGGACCCCAGAAUCACAAGGCUCAUCUGGACAAGCUCUUGGAGUUUGUGAAGCAAGGGAUGGAUGGGCACGCGCGCCUCGUUUACGGUGGCAAACGACUGCCCAUGAAGGGCUACUACUUCGAGCCGACGAUCUUCGCGGACGUGCGGGACGGAAGCUUUUUAGCGAGCGAGGAGUCCUUCGGGCCCAUCAUGAUCGUCUCGAGCUUCAGCUCGCGGGAUCUCGAGGGUGUAAUCGCCCGGGCGAAUGCUACGGAGUACGGACUGGCCUCGGGAGUCCUUACCCGGGACAUUAAUCGGGCGCUAAGGUUCGCUGAGAAGAUCGACGCCGGCACAGUCUUCGUCAACACAUACAACAAGACGGACGUAGCCGCGCCCUUCGGUGGUUUCAAGAGGUCUGGCUUCGGCAAAGACUUGGGCCAGGACGCCCUCAACGAAUAUCUCAAGACCAAGACCAUCACUAUCGAAUACUAAGGAUACCCUACCUUUUUUUCUUGCGCUUAUCUACCUCUAAUUUAAUAAGCCUUUAUCUCGUUUUUUUUUGUUUUUUUUUGUUUUUUUUUUUUUUUAAAGAGGGAGAUUGUAGCAGCGUUUGCUCCUAAAAUAAUCGUAAAAUAAUCCCUAAUAAGGAAAAUAUUAAUACAUUGUAGACGGGGGAAUCGACCUCUUCAUUGCUCAACUCUCUCGCUCUUCUCACUUUGAACAUUUAAUAGUUUCAUGUUGG